UGUCGUAAACUUUAACUUUCACAUUUUCACAUGGCAUGUUGUGCAGAUUUGCAGAAUAUGCAUGAACCGAGGGCUGACGUUCCAAGCCGAUAAAAAUAUUUCAACGACAGCAGCAUGCAUUUAAGUUUUGAAAAGUCUGUGCAAAAGGCAUAAUUACAUAUAAUAAGUCUCUUAGAAAUAUUUUGUUUAAAAUUUUGACAAAUUCGCUUGCAUUCUAAAUUCCAACAAGACAGCUGCCAUGUUCAAAUUUGGUGACAAUUUUUAUCGGGAAUACAAAUCAAAGUUUGCACAGAGUAAUUCGCACCUGUCAUUUGACCAACCACUGUUUAUUUUGGUCUUCGUUCUCUCCAUUUUCAUCAACAAGUAUGUCUUGUCAGUGCUCAACUUUACUUAUCCGACGAUUUUCCAAGGCUGGCAGACUUUGGUCGGGGUCAUUGUGCUCAAGAUCUUUGUAAUAUGCAGCAGCAAUAAAGUCUGGCAGGUGACAAGACUGGAGAGGCAUGAUUUUCUGCUCCUGGUGCCUCACUUCAUUUUCUAUGUGUCUGCCAUCGUGGCGGGGUCCAAGGCCCUGUCGAAGCUGCCAAUCUCUGUUUUUGUGAGUGUGAGUGGCCUUCCAUCUAGCUGCAUCUUUCUGCUGGACAACCUCCAAGAAAGUGACUCGACAGCCACUCGUGCCCAAAUAGCUUCUGCAGGAGUCACUUUUGCCACUUCAGUCCUCAUUUUGCUAACAGACACUCAGCUGGAGGAGGAAAUAAUGUUGGAGCCAACGAACAGUCCAUAUUACUGGGCUCUGUUUUAUGUCAUAUGCUUGACUGCACAAUCUCUCUACGCAAGGAUUUCUGAUGCGCACAAAUAUUCCUCACUAGAUAAAUUUUACUACAGCAAUCUUUUUAGUGUGAUAAUUCUGGCCCCUGCCAGUGUGUACCUCGAAGAAGCAUUCCAAGCUCUGCAUUUUGAAUAUGCCAAGCAAACUCUCUUCCACGUUUCCUGUCUACUCUCUGGCCUCUUGGCAACGGCCGUAGGACUCCUUCACUGUCGUGCCUCAGCAGACCCAGAUUCUGACCUCACACGAGGCCGAGCUGUUGCUGGUUUGGUCAGUUUUCUCAUUCCUGUCUUCAUUGUGCCAGAGAGCCCUGUUGUUAAGUGGUUGAUCUUCCUGAACCUCACCUCAGGACUACUUUUUCCCUUCGAGGAGGGCCAGAAUGAGCCCAUCGGCAGAACGGUCUCUCUUGCAAGUAUACAGAAAAAUCUGAUGGUUAUUUGAUGUGAUAGCUGAUUAAAAAUUUCAGUGCAAUGUAAAACUGUGUGAGUCGUGACAGGUAGUUAAAAUUUAUUGGCUGCUUCUCACUGAAAUUAAGUGACAUAUUUGCAUUUUGUAGCGUAACCAUGACUGAAAAAUAUAUUUUAAGUAUCUUCUUUUUA
This is a messenger RNA of Neocloeon triangulifer, 1422 nucleotides long. Its product is annotated as transmembrane protein 241-like. The coding region runs from base 239 to 1264 and encodes 341 amino acids. The record is from RefSeq and is a predicted model, not a curated record. The transcript is spliced from 5 exons. Lineage: Eukaryota; Metazoa; Arthropoda; Insecta; Ephemeroptera; Baetidae.